UUAAGCCAACAAACUAAAUAAAUAGCAACAGAACUAAGAACGACAGUAACGAUAUUUGCAGGCAGUCAGGCAGUCAGGCAGCAAACAUCUUCGCAUCUGUUCGCAUCAGAUACAAUAGUGGAAAUCCCAUACUCAUUCCUCUUCACGGCGAUUUUUUACGAAAUCAUUCCGGCAUAGUUUGUACUCGCGUCAACACCGAAUUUCAUACUAAAGCGGCGCUUACAGUGGUGACUUAAAUCUUGAAUCUCAAAUCUAUAUAGUAGGAAAUAACAUUUCAGUAUGUUUAAUAUCAGAGUGGCAGUAAUGUUGGUUUAUAUGUUCUGCUUGGUGUUAGUAGCGAAUUGCUAUGGACUAAAUCCAUCCAAUCCAUUAAGGAACGACAUUGAAGUUGUUUACCAAUGGAAAGUACUUGAGUACGGGUUUCCAACCGAAACUGAUCGUCAAACUGCCAUAGCAAAUGGAAAUUUAGUAGCAAUUAAUGGAGUGCCAAUCGAUGUUAUGCCUGUAUAUUCAAAAUCGAACUCCAGACUAUUUGUUACAAUACCACGGUUCCAAGGUGGAAUACCCUAUUCACUAGCCACGGUAAUUGCUCGUAAUCGUGGAGGCCCGAUUUUACAACCUUACCCGAGCUAUGAUUUGCACAAUAGUCAUGGAACAAAUUGUGAUGGCAUCACAUCGGCUUUCAGAGUUGCGUUGAAUGAAUGCAAUCAAAUGUGGGUAAUCGAUUCGGGCAUAAUUGGCAGUGAACAAAUGUGUCCACCACAGCUGCUGCUGUUUGACUUAAACACAGAUACACUAUUACAUCGAUUUCGUUUUGCUAAUAAUACUUACAUACCCAGUGCUUCGUUAUUUAUAACGCCCGUUUCGGUUGUAAGCGAUCCACCGCCACGUGGAACUUGUAAAAAUUCCAUGGUUUAUGUGGCUGAUGUUUCCUACCAUGGACUUGUGAUAUACAAUUAUGCACAAAAUAUGGCUUGGCGUGCAGAAAAUAAAUUUAUGUACCCUGACCCUGAUUAUGGCACACAUACCAUUGCUGGCGAAAGUUUCAAUCUCAUGGAUGGCAUAUUUGGUAUGGCCAGCGAUAAGAAAAAUUUGUAUUUCCAUCCUUUAGCAAGCAGAUCGGAGUAUUCAGUGCCGUUAAGUGUAUUAGAUAACCGUGCUAAUUGGGAAAAUAAUUUAGAAUCUUCACCAAAUGAGUUCAGAUCAUUGGGCAAAAGAAAUAGCGAAUGUGCUGCAGAGGCAAUUGAUAGUAUAGGAAAUAUCUACUGCGUCACACUUAAUCCAAUCAAAUUGUUAAGUUGGAAUGUUAACACACCUUAUCAAGCAAAAUAUUUCCGAGAAAUUCCUGUAAGACCAGAACUUCUUGAGUUUGUAAGUGGAAUGAAAGUUGUGAAAAAUAAUGAAGGCAGAGAGGAACUGUGGAUGAUUUCGAAUAGAUUUCAGAAAAUUGCAACUGGCACCCAGAAUCCAAAUGAGAUUAACUUCCGCAUAUUGAAACUCCCACUUGGAAAUCUACAGAAUGGUUUCGGUUUUAAUGCACCCAACGGAGACUUGCAUAACAAAUUGGUUUUUAAUUAGAAGUCUGUUUAUAUUCUUUUAUUUUAAGUGUAUAUUUUAUUUUAUCUAAUCUAAGUUUUAUACAUUAAUUGUCAGCUAUAAUUUAAGCACAGAAAUUCCAAAUGUUGCUAAUACCAAUUAUA
Teleopsis dalmanni is the source of this 1700-nucleotide messenger RNA. Its product is annotated as major royal jelly protein 3-like. The coding region runs from base 280 to 1578 and encodes 432 amino acids. The record is from RefSeq and is a predicted model, not a curated record. Gene Ontology annotation, cellular component: extracellular region. The transcript is spliced from 5 exons. NCBI's taxonomy places the organism in Eukaryota, Metazoa, Arthropoda, Insecta, Diptera, Diopsidae.